Molecule: messenger RNA, 1225 nt
Organism: Hyla sarda
Lineage: Eukaryota; Metazoa; Chordata; Amphibia; Anura; Hylidae
Product: gastrula zinc finger protein XlCGF17.1-like
Exons: 3
Coding region: 36-1058 (340 amino acids)
Biological process (GO): regulation of transcription by RNA polymerase II
Molecular function (GO): RNA polymerase II cis-regulatory region sequence-specific DNA binding; DNA-binding transcription factor activity, RNA polymerase II-specific
Source: RefSeq, a predicted model, not a curated record
CUAUAAGGUGUCAGGAUGUUGCGGUCUAUUUCUCCAUGGAGGAGUGGGAGUAUGUAGAAGGACACAAGGAUCAGUACAAGGAUCAGGUCAUGAUGGAGGAUCAGCAGCCCCUCACAUCACCAGUCAGAUCCAGUAAGAGAACAGCACCAGAGAGGUGUCCCCAUCCUCUUGAUGAACAGAAUAUGGAGGACAUUACUACAGGGAAAGAUCUGAUCUAUAUUAAGGCUACAGACAUAAAGGAAGAAGAAGAAGAGACAGAUGUGAGCGGUGAUGAGCAGUAUAAGGAGGACAUUCAUACAGAUAACCGCACAGAUUCUUGUACCAGGAGAUCAGAGGAGAAUCUUAUAUCUUCAGAUUAUAAAGCAGAUGAUGAUAUCACACAAGAUACAUAUGAAGAACAUUCCAUUAUCCCAGAUACACCCUCAGCCCUUCACAGCCAAGAUCUGUCAUCUCAUCCUUAUAUACAGGUCCUGUCUUCUCAGUCAUCACAGGAUGUUCAGCAAAAUAAAAGUCACAAAAGGGGUGUUGGGCAUCAAAGAGAUUGUGCAGGGAAGAAGCAAUAUUCAUGUUCAGUAUGUGGAAAAUGUUUUACUUCUAAAUCAAGUCUUGUUGAACAUCAGAGAACUCACACAGGGGAUAAACCAUUUUUAUGUUCAGAAUGUGGAAAAUGUUUUACUUUUAAAUCACGGCUUGUUAGACAUCAGAGAAUUCACACAGGAGAGAAGCCAUUUGUAUGUUCAGAAUGUGGAAAAUAUUUUACUCAGAAAUCACAUCUGUCUGAACAUCAAAAAAUUCAUAUUGGAGAGAAGCCAUUUUCAUGUUCAGAAUGUGGAAAAUGUUUUACUCAGAGAUCACAUCUGUCUGAACAUCAAAAAAUUCAUAUUGGAGAGAAGCCAUUUUCAUGUUCAGAAUGUGGAAAAUGUUUUACUCAGAGAUCACAUCUGUCUGAACAUCAAAAAAUUCAUAUUGGAGAGAAGCCAUAUUCAUGUGCAGAAUGUGGAAAAUGUUUUACUCGAAAAGCAAGUCUUCUUAUACACCAAAGAACGCACACAAAGUAGCCUUCUAACUUGUCAAAUUGUACAAAAACUACAACAUUGCAGUCAGUCACAAGAGACAUCAAUUUAGAGCAAUAAAUUUACAUGGGAAAAGUAUUAGUAUUCCAGAAAAUGUCUGAUAUACAAAAUGCAAAUAGAAUCCAAAUAACACAUCUGUAUAUAUGUCACCA